AUUUCUUUAUUUUUUAUAGAAUUAAUUUUGCAAAAUGUUGUCCCUGAAAAUUUACCCCUUAAGCUGAUUCUUAAUAUACUGAUGUCCAGAGCUGACCCUUUAUAAAUGGAUACCAACAAAAUCAGACUUUCAUAGAGAAAAAGUACCUGAUUUCCAAGGUAAUAAAACCAGCAAUAAAAUGCAAUCUUCUAUAUUUGCUCAAAAAGAACCUGAAAAAACUGGUGGCAAAGAUUUAGAUUAUGUUGGUUUUGCUAAUCUACCUAAUCAAAUUUAUCGUAGAGCAACUCGACAAGGAUUUGAAUUUACAAUAAUGGUUGUAGGUGAAUCAGGUUUAGGAAAAUCCACUUUCCUCAAUACAUUGUUUUUAACAGAUAUAUAUUCAAAUGAAUAUCCAGGACCAACUCUAAGAACAAAGAAAACAUUAGAAGUAGAAACAACUAGGGUGCUUCUUUCAGAGAAUGGUGUAAAAUUAACAUUAACGGUUGUAGACACUCCUGGAUUUGGAGAUGCUGUAGAUAAUUCAGAAUGUUGGAAGCCAAUACUUGAAUAUAUAAAUCAAAGAUAUGAAGAUUAUUUAGAAGCUGAAUCAAAUGUGCAGCGAAGUUACAUUUCUGAUAGACGAGUACAUUGUUGUUUGUAUUUUAUUUCACCAUCAGUAUAUGGAUUGAAACUUCUUGAUAUUGAAUUUUUAAAACAAUUACAUGACAAAGUAAAUAUUAUUCCUCUUAUUGCCAAAGCUGAUACAAUGACACUAGAAGAAUGUGAACUCUGUAAAAGAACUAUUUUAGGACAGUUGGCAAAACAUAAGAUUAAAAUUUAUGAUUUUCCAUCAUGUGAUAAUGAUGAUGACAACAAAACACACAAAAUUAUUAAGCAAAAAGUUCCUUUUGCAAUUAUAGGAAGUAAUGCACUGAUAAAUGCAACUGGUAAACAAAUAAGGGGUAGAAAAUAUCCUUGGGGAAUUGCUGAAGUUGACAAUUCAGAUCAUUGUGAUUCACUUACAGUGAGGAAUCUCUUAUUAAGGACACACAUGCAUGACUUAAUGGAAGUUACAGGAAAUGUUCAUUAUGAAAAUUUUAGAAGUAAAAAAUUAGCUGGUGCCAGUGAUGGCAAAUCAGUAAGAAUAUCUAAUAAUUUUUGCCCACAAAGGAUUCUCAACACCUUCAUGGUGUUUUGGAAUCCAUUGGCACAAAUGGAAGAAGAGAAAAGAAACCAUGAUGAAAAUUUAAAACAUAAGGUAAAAGAAAUGGAAAAUGUAUUUGAAUUCAAAGUAAAAGAAAAACUUCAAAAAUUAAAAGAUUCAGAGGCAGAGCUACAACGACAUAUUGAACAAUUAAAUGCAAAUUUGGAAAAAGAACAUAAAGAAUUGGAAGAGAAACGUCGUGCCUUUGAAAAAGAAAAAUCUUUAGAAGAGUUAACCCAAACUACUACUACAAAUCAAGAAAAGAAGAGAGAAAAGAAAAAGUCAUUAUUCUAAUAAUAGUACUUAAUUUAUUUAUAUUGUUGGUAACUAAACAAAAAGAUAGUUUACUCUUUUAUCAUCCAUUUUUUCAUCUAAGGAAGAUUUGUCUUCCAUUUACCAAAAUAUGUGAACAUAAAACAAAAGAAUUUUGGAUGCUGCCACAAAUAUUUUAUAACUAAAAGGAUUUAAGAUUAUUAGGAUCCCAUUACAGGCAUUGUAUGAUACUGUACAGAUUCAAAUUGUAUCCAGGAAAAUAUGCAUUUUUUUAAAAGUACAAUUUUAAAACCAGAUGAAUUAUAUUCAUUUUGGUGACAGUUACUUUUGGGGUAAGUUUUAAAAAAAGGGUUGUGACAGUCUCUGCUUUAAAAGUAAAUGAAUUUGUUAUUGAGCUGUUAACAACAAUUAUCAAUAUUUUACAGUUUAUUUUGUUAUAUGUCUGCUAUACCCAUAUACUGACAAGCGCACAAGCUAUUUGUUUUUUUAUUAUAUGUUUAUAUAAUUUAAAAUUUUGUUGAAAUAUAUUAUAUAUAGCGACACUAGUCAAAACCAGCAUUUAGCUUAACAGCAGCUAUUGUUCAUUUAUUUGCAUUAUUAUUAUUUAAUUUCAAAUUUGCACAUUUAUAUUAAUUUUUACUUUUUUUUUAUCUACUUAAUUUUUUUAAUGUGUUCUGGAAUUUGAGACAGAAUAUAAGUCAUGAAUAGUUAACCAUUUUGUAUAAACUGUCUGAAACAUUAUUCAAAAUUCAAUUUCAUUUAAUUUUUUUUAACACAAAACCUCCAUGGUUACGUAUUGUAUAUAGAUCUGUUGGUGUCUUUAGUACUUAUAUGGCUAGUCAGGGCUUUGGCUCAUUUGUGCUAUAGUUGGAAGUAUAUUUGUGUAUCAUAAAAUAUGUCAAGUUGUCUUUUGUAUUGAUUUUGUAACAAUAAAACAUCUUCAGAUCAUGUCUCUUUAUUAUUUUAACUGUUGAAGAUUUCUAUAGUGUGCAGCAUUUCCAACAAAAAUUUUCAUAGAGAAAAACUUGGGAUGGAGCAUAAAUUUAUAUGGAAUUUUGUUUUACAUCAUACUUGCUGACAUACAAUCUGCACAUAAAACAUAUAUUAUAUGAGUACAAUAUCAUACUGUAUCAUUAGACUAAUAGAAAUAUUUUGUUUUUUGAUAACCUUUUGAAUUUUUAAUUUAGUUUCUUUACUUAGGACUUACAAAGAUCAUUUCUAUUCAUUUACUUAAUUUGUUUUAUUCUUGCAUCCUUUCUUUCUUUUGUAUAUGAAAAUUCAGAAUAAAGUAACAGUAUUCAAGAAUAAUCUGAUUAUAUGUAUAUUUAUCCUUAUAUAAGUAUUUAAGUAGGAUAAUAGUUAUGAUAUUUUGCAAAUAUUUAAUUCAAACUCAAAGAAAAAAUUAUUCUUCUAAAGAUACUUUUUUUCAGAAUAGAGUUGGUUAAUAAGCGAAAAGUCAGUAUUGAUGUCUUCACAAGAAAUGUUGUUUAAGAAAAUCUCAGGAUUGUAUCAUUGCAUUCUUCUAAUCAUCAAUGAAUUUCUGUUGUGUAUCAGAAAUUUUGGAAGUAAUUUACUAGACAGUUUCCCUUUUGUACAUUGUGGUGGAGCAUUCUCCUUUGUACACAUUGAAGACUGCACUAUGUUGCACAAAGGAGUAAAUUGUUACUUAGGUGCAAUAUUUUUUAUAUAUGGCUGAGAUUAUUGGAAGGUUAAUAUAUUUUUUUUACAAUUAAUACUAUAAAAUAUCUGCAUUUCAUACAUUUUAU
This is a messenger RNA of Centruroides sculpturatus (bark scorpion), 3222 nucleotides long. RefSeq names its product septin-7-like. Gene Ontology annotation, cellular component: cell division site; septin ring; septin complex. Lineage: Eukaryota; Metazoa; Arthropoda; Arachnida; Scorpiones; Buthidae. Gene Ontology annotation, molecular function: molecular adaptor activity; GTPase activity; GTP binding. The record is from RefSeq and is a predicted model, not a curated record. Gene Ontology annotation, biological process: cytoskeleton-dependent cytokinesis; cilium assembly. The coding region runs from base 179 to 1477 and encodes 432 amino acids. The transcript has 14 exons.